Trematosphaeria pertusa is the source of this 1413-nucleotide messenger RNA. RefSeq names its product longevity assurance proteins LAG1/LAC1. Gene Ontology annotation, biological process: ceramide biosynthetic process. Bases 1 to 1413 code for a protein of 470 amino acids. The record is from RefSeq and is a predicted model, not a curated record. Gene Ontology annotation, cellular component: membrane. NCBI's taxonomy places the organism in Eukaryota, Fungi, Ascomycota, Dothideomycetes, Pleosporales, Trematosphaeriaceae. The transcript is spliced from 3 exons. Gene Ontology annotation, molecular function: sphingosine N-acyltransferase activity.
AUGGCUCCCUCGGACGUCGAACCGUUUCCGCCGCUGAAUGACAAGUUUGCGAAGAAGGAGGGGCACAAAGGCGGGAAGACGGUGCGGCGGAGAAAGAGUAGUGGAUUAGGAGCGGAGCUGUUCGGGGACAAUGAUGUUGCUGCUUUUGCGACGUUAGGGAGUGGAGUGCUGCCCGCGACGCCUACAGAGCCGCGAGAAAAGCCCGCCCGUCGUUCCAAGCGCCGCACCAUAAAACGCGCCCUCUCCAAAUGGAAGCGCCUCUGCCUCCGACACACCUGGCUCAUGCCGCUCAUUCUCUCCCUCAUAAUAAUCUCGCUCUACCUCAUCAACCCGGUCCCCUCGAAUCCCAUCUCCGCCGCGCUCUUCCUCUCGUACCCGAUCCCGCGCGAACCCGGCUCAGAUGCUCCCAUACAGUAUGGCAAAGGCGCACGCGACUUCGCCUUCGUCGGCUUCUACAUCAUCGUGCUGUCCUUCACGCGCGAGUUCCUCAUGCAGCGCAUGAUUCGGCCCAUCGCAAUACACUACGGUAUCAAGUCGCGCGCCAAGCAAAGCCGCUUCAUGGAGCAGUUCUACACGGCGAUAUACUUUGCUAUCUUUGGGCCCUUUGGGCUGUGGGUCAUGCGCGGGACGCCUGUGUGGUAUUUCAAUACGACGGGCAUGUAUGAGGAGUUCCCCCAUAAGACGCACGAGGGCGUGUUCAAGGCAUACUAUCUGCUGCAGGCGAGCUACUGGGCGCAGCAGAUGAUUGUCCUGCUGCUGAUGCUGGAGAAGCCGCGUAAGGAUUUCAAGGAGUUGGUCGCGCAUCAUUUCAUUACCCUGAGUCUGAUUUGGCUGAGCUAUCGGUUCCAUUUCACGUAUAUGGGGCUGGCGGUUUAUGUUACGCAUGACAUAUCGGAUUUCUUCCUCGCGACCUCCAAAAUCUUCAACUACCUCGACACCUCCUUCGUCGGUCCCUACUUCUUCAUCUUCAUGUGCGUCUGGGGCUACCUGCGCCACUAUCUCAACCUCAAGAUCCUCUACUCGAUCCUCACCGAUUUCUCCACUGUCGGUCCCUUCGAGCUCAACUGGGAAACCCAACAGUACAAAUGCCGGCUUGCUCAGGCCAUCUCCUUCUCCCUCCUUGCCGCUCUGCAAGCGGUCAAUCUUUUCUGGUGGUUUCUAAUUUGCCGGAUUGCAUACCGGUUUAUGGUGGAAAAUAUAGUGGAGGAUGAAAGGAGCGAGUACGAGGAGAGUGACGUGGAGGAGGAGAUCGAGGGCGAGAAGAAGGAGAGGAAGAGCAUGAAUGGAAAGGCGAAUGGGACCGCGAAUGGAAAUGUGAAUGGGGUGCCGGUGACGCCGGAGAGGGUGAUUAAGGCCGAAGAGCAGGGGACCAUCGCGUCGAGGGUGAGGGAGAGGAAGAAGAAUCAUAAGUAA